CACCAAUCCAACCCAAGACCUUCUUGGCCACCUUGGCUGGUGAUAUACUUUAUAUUCGGUCGUCAAGCCACUUGCGCAUGCGCGCUUCCAAACACUAGGUAAUUUUGUAUAUAUAAUUACUCGACUGAGCUGGCCAUGCUGGUGCAACCACCCUGAUUUCGAUCAAAAUUUCUCGAGCCUCCCGUUCACAAGCACAAUUGCACACAAAGCUCAUCAUCUGUCUAUCCUACCAUUCCCCACACUCUGUCAGCGAAGAUAAUUGAUUUCAUAACAAUACACGGUAUAUUCAUAGCGACUGCAUAUAUCGUCUCGAACGAGUUCAAUCAUGGCGACGAGAAUUCCGUGGAUUUUCCCCGUUCGGGUCGCUCAAAUCAUUUUCGCUAUCAUCGUCCUCGCCUUGACGGCAUACUACAUCAGCUGGUAUAGCUACAGUGACACCGUGAAUUUUAUGCUUUUCAAUGGGAUAUGGACGGCCUUUGUCGCGACGCCGUAUCUGCUUCUCGCACCUAUGUACUUCCCUCGAGUCGCUCAUAUACUUAUCAUGGUAGCCAUUGAAGCAAUUACCAUGGUAUUCUGGUUCGCCGGCUUCAUCGCCCUGGGUGUCUUCCUACCGCCAUCAGGGUUCUGUCAAUGGGGCAGAUGCCGGGCGCUACAAGCUGCAACUGUAUUCGGAGCAUUUGAAUGGGCACUCUUUGUUGCUACCACUGUUGUAGCCACCCUCGAGGCAAUGCGGACUCGAUCCAAUAGUGCGGGUACAAAGCCCGGUCCGUAUGCUUCUGGCCAUGCCAGUGUGUAAGCCAAGGAAGAGAUGAUAGCCACAGAUUUAUACAAGAGAUGAUCAAUCAGAUAACGUCAUAUCCAGGGCUUCAUCUGCGCUCACAAUACCACGCGAAUCCAUUGAACGCAACGAGAAUGACGAGAUCAUUAUCGACACUGAUGGUUAAAAGACGAGGACGGAUUGAUGUAUUGGCCGCAGGGUUAAGGCGGUCUUGUAAGGAAGUAUCUUUCACCUAUGGAGCAGGAUACCCUUGAUUUGAUUUUAGUGAACAUUAUCAGUUCGAGCUCAAUCUGUGUUUGAACUUUGUAACGACAGAUACCCCGCUUUGCUUUAUUCUUAUCAAUCAGAGAAAUACUUAGUCUGACAAGUACACCUUCGACUGUUC
Aspergillus saccharolyticus JOP 1030-1 is the source of this 1163-nucleotide messenger RNA. RefSeq names its product MARVEL domain-containing protein. The transcript has 3 exons. NCBI's taxonomy places the organism in Eukaryota, Fungi, Ascomycota, Eurotiomycetes, Eurotiales, Aspergillaceae. Gene Ontology annotation, cellular component: membrane. Bases 326 to 796 code for a protein of 156 amino acids. The record is from RefSeq and is a predicted model, not a curated record.